AUGUCGUAUCAGUCUCCUCUGGUAUCUAUCCCGAAGAAGGGCACAGACGAAGUCGACUGGACCACAUCAAUCCGCACCGCAAUCGCACAAUCCUACGGUGAGAACCCGGACAACUACGCAACAGAGUACGCUGCUCUUCAGAGAUGCAGGCAGGACGCUGUGAGAGGUGCAGGGAGUGAUAUGACCGCUCGGGACUUGCUAUACAAGUACUUCGGUCAGCUCGAGCUGUUAGAGCUCCGUUUCCCCGAAAUACGCGUGAACUUUCCCUGGCGUGAUGCAUUCACGACCAAACUUAUCGUGCAGACGUCCCUCGCCUAUGAGAAAGCGUCCGUCAUCUUCCAGAUCGCGGCCACUCAUUCCUCCAUCGCCGCAUCACAGAGCCGCUCUGACCCCGAGGGCCUCAAGCGAGCAUUCCACUACCUUCGGUGUAGCGCGGGCAUGCUCACGUACAUCAACGAGAACUUCUUGCAUGCGCCCUCGACCGAUCUGAGUCGGGAGGUGAUCAAGUUUCUCGUGGGUCUCAUUCUGGCGCAGGCGACAGAGGUGUUUUUGGAGAAAUGCAGAGACGAGAAGAAAACGAGCACGCUCUUGUCUAAGGUCGCUUCCCAAGCAGCGUUCAUGUAUACGGGGUUAGGAGAGGAAGUGAAGGAGUUCAUGGGGAAAGGCAUCUUUGACAGAAACUGGGUGACAGUCAUUCAGGUCAAGACCAAGUACUUCCAAUCCCUCACACAGUACUAUAGAGCCUUGGCUGACCAUGCUGCCUCCAAACACGGCGAUUCCCUUGUCCGCUUCACGCUCGCCGAGACGCACGCGAAGGAGGCUCAUCGAGUAGCAAAUAGCUUUGGCGCUAUGUUCAUGCCACCAAUGUCGCCUAACUUGCCCGCCGACGCGGGCCAAUCACUCUCGGAUCUCACCAAGGCACAUCUCGCGCAGUGCACUGACCGCCGCGCAGAGGCGGCACGUGACAACGACUUGAUUUACAACGCCGUACAGCCCGCCCCAGAGACACUACCUGCCGUGGACAAGACGGCGGUCGCUACGCCGAUCCCGAUUCAAGAGGUGUAUGCCACACCAGAAGUGCAGAAGGUUAUCGGGAGCGAUCUGUUCGUGCGCCUAAUACCGCUGAGCGUGCACGAAUCAGCCAGCGUGUAUUCAGAGGAGAAGGCCAAGCUCGUGCGGGCGGAGGUGGAGAAAGCCGAGGGCGCGGCGGGUGAAGCGCGGAGCGCCCUCGAUGCGCUCGGGGUUAAAGCGGGAUUGUCUAGAUUCAAGGCAAUGGUGGAUGGAGGUCUUGCCGGCGAAGAUGAGGUUCCCGUGGAGGUCAGGCGGUGGAAGGAAGAUAUUGGACUGAUCGAGGAACGAGAGGGUGUGGGCGCUCUCAUUGAGCGAUUGGAGAAAGUACGGAAUGAGGUGAAGGGUGAGCUAGGUGCGGUGGGCAUAGACUUGGAGGUUGAGUCGAGAGACUGCGAGUCGAUGCGCGUCAAGUACGACCACCUCUUUACGCAGGCGCCGUCCGCGGGACUUUCAAAGGGCUUACGGGCGGAUUUGAAAUCGCACCUUCAGGCACUGGAUGCCGCAAGUGCAUCCGAUGAGCAAGUCCGCGUGUUGUGGGAAUCAGUGAAGGGGGAUAUUAGGCUUUUAACAUCGGACGAGGUCGAACAGGUCUUCAAAGACAGUGUCAAGUCCGGGCACAACAGGCGGGAGAGUCUGCUGGAUCUGGACAUGGAGAGAGACGAUGACGAAAAGAGGAAGAUUGGACAACUUGUGGACGAAAUUGAAGAGCGACUGGGGAGGCUGGGCAAGAUUGAGCGGGAGAGAGACCAGACACUCAAGGACCUCAAGGACAAGAUUCAAACAGAUGACGUGUCUCAUCUGCUUCUGUUAAAUAGGCGUAAUCCGAACGUGGAGCCGACGAUCUUUGCAAGCGAGCUGGAGAAGUUCCGCCCGUAUCAGCACCGGUUGAAUCAAACAGUUCAUCAUCAGCAGGCGGUCUUGCAAGAAAUCUCUUCCUUGUGGAAGACUCUGAGGGAUUUAGCUGGUCGUGGCGAGGGCGCCAGAAAGUGGGAUGAGAGGGAGAGAAAAAAGAAGGAAGCCGUCCGGAGGUUUUCGCGAGCGCGUGAUGGGUACAUGGAGGUCAGAGAUGGAUUAGCUAAGGGACUACAAUUCUACUCUGAACUAUCGUCAAUGUCUUCGACCCUCCGCCGCAACGCGAAAGACUUUGUCUCUUCUCGGGCUGUUGAACGCGAAACUCUUGUCUCACAGGCAGCAACAUCACAACGCCUCACUGCUCCUACUCCAACGUCACCACCGCCGAAACCUCCCCCUCCUCCGCAGUCUCGUCUGGACAGCUCGUUCGCCUCGAUGAAUUUGGGUCCCACAUCACCGUCAUUGCCACCUCCACCGCCGUCAACUCAGUGGAACAAAUUGGCAAAUGCACUAGCACAGCCGGCAUACGGAAAUGUUCCGCCACCCCAUAACAAUAAUACAACAUCUCAGCCCUUCCCUCCAGCGCCUUUAGGAUCAUCGUAUACAUCAGCACCGCCUGCUCCACAAUCAUAUGGCGCUCAAUCUCGAGUGCAGCUUUCUUACCAUACGCAGUCUCACCAACCGCCCCCGUCUGCAUCGUCGCCGUAUCAACAGCAGCCUCGACGGGAGCAGAACAUGGGCUCGCCAUUUCCCCCUCCACCACCUCCUGUCAAUUAUCAAUCACAAUAUGGAGCGCCUCCACCGCCUCAAGGUCCAUACACACCACAGCAACAACAACCGCAGACGCCGCAGUAUGGAUAUGGACAGUAUGGACAGUAA
Heterobasidion irregulare TC 32-1 is the source of this 2802-nucleotide messenger RNA. RefSeq lists its product as uncharacterized. Gene Ontology annotation, biological process: protein transport to vacuole involved in ubiquitin-dependent protein catabolic process via the multivesicular body sorting pathway. Bases 1 to 2802 code for a protein of 933 amino acids. The record is from RefSeq and is a predicted model, not a curated record. Gene Ontology annotation, molecular function: protein binding. Gene Ontology annotation, cellular component: endosome. NCBI's taxonomy places the organism in Eukaryota, Fungi, Basidiomycota, Agaricomycetes, Russulales, Bondarzewiaceae. The transcript has 6 exons.